Molecule: messenger RNA, 1254 nt
Organism: Chelonus insularis
Lineage: Eukaryota; Metazoa; Arthropoda; Insecta; Hymenoptera; Braconidae
Product: 3-hydroxyacyl-CoA dehydrogenase type-2-like
Exons: 4
Coding region: 93-869 (258 amino acids)
Molecular function (GO): oxidoreductase activity
Source: RefSeq, a predicted model, not a curated record
ACGCAAGUCUACCUACACUUUUGCUCUUGUGCUCCAUUAUUUCAUUCCUGGUUUUGUCUGACAUAUAAGUAUCUUUUGAAUAUUUAUUACUAAUGGAUUGCAAUAAUCAGGGAUCUGUAGCCUUUGUAACAGGUGGAAGUUCAGGAAUAGGCAAAGCAAUCGUGGAAAAAAUAGCCCAACAAGGAGGGAAAGCAAUCAUCAUUGACAUCAAUGAAGUAGGUGAAGAGUUAGCAUGCAAUCUGGGAGGCAACGUAAUUUUUAUCAAAGCUGAUGUUACAUCAGAAGAAGAUGUGACUCUAGCACUGGAUGAAGCGAAACGACGAUUUGGUGGGAUAAAUGUGGUGGUGAAUUGUGCUGGCAUUGUCGAAUGGGGUGUCCCAUAUGACUUCGAAGCGAGCAAAGCAUGUCCUCUAGAGAUCUACAAGAGGGUGAUGGACGUGAAUGCCCUUGGGACAUUCAACGUGUCACGUUUAGCAGCAGGCAUGAUGGCUACGAAUGUGCCUGACGAGAAUCAGCAACGCGGCGUUAUUAUCAACAUCGCCAGUAUUAUGGCGACAGAUCCGCGGGAAGAUAUGUGUGCUUACGCGAUAAGCAAAGCAGCUGUUAAAGGAAUGACACUACCUCUUGCUAGAUGUUUUGCCACCAAAGGCAUCAGAGUUGUCUGCUUGUGUCCAGGGUUCACUGCUACUCCAAUGCUAGCUGGAUAUCCUCAAGAAGCUAUUGACCAGUUGAUGAAUAGUGUCAAUUUAUCACCAAAGAGGUUGGCGAAGCCUGAAGAAAUAGCACACAUGGUCCAAUGUAUCAUUGAAAACCCCUACAUCAAUGCUGAAACAAUUAAUAUCAGUGGUGGUUAUCAUUAUUCCAAGUGAAGACAAUUUUUAGUUUUUAAUUAAAGCUAUUAGAGUCUGGAUGAAAAUGAUUGGAAACAUUGGUAUCAUCAUGCUUGUCUACAUCACAGCUGAGAAAAGUUGAUAGUGCACGUACCUUGAGGCGUUGACUAGCCUUGCAGAGAGCCACUUUCACCCGGACGAAAAUUUAUGUAUGGAAAUGUAGGGAUGAGACAUCACGUGGAAUAUUACACACGACAGCUGGAGGCUCUUCCACGUCGACACUUUCAACGAAAAUGUAUUUUACUACUGAAAUAUAGCACUAUCAUAGCAAUACAAAAAUGUCACGAUGUUUUUUGCUUAUUUUGCUCUUCUAUUUCUAAAUUCUCAGCUAUUCUUAUCAUUUUCUUCUCCAAUCUCACCUCUA